Linum trigynum is the source of this 1836-nucleotide messenger RNA. NCBI's taxonomy places the organism in Eukaryota, Viridiplantae, Streptophyta, Magnoliopsida, Malpighiales, Linaceae. The record is from the annotation of a GenBank genome assembly.
AUGAUUUCUCGCCGGAGGACAUACAUACGGCGUGCUCCCGGCCUAUUCUCAUGCAGUUUUUGUCGUCUCUCUACAUCCGCCCGGCGCUACAACUCUUCCAAACCUUUAAAACCGGCUUGGCUGCUGAUAUCCGGCGCUUCAACGUUCUCUCGCCGCUGCUUCGCCAGCUUCAGACCAGAAUGGGCUUACCGCCUUGAGAAAUCCCAGGCCUUCGAAGAAUGCGACACCAAGCAGCAGCGUUCAGCUGAACUGGGACUAUUUGCUGGGUUUCACAUUGCUGGGUCUUUAACUGAUCCUUACUUCAUUAAUAAAGCCGUCUCAUUUUGUGCCAAAUCUGCGUCUUUCUUAGCGGGCAUUCAGUUACAUUCGCCAAUAGUGAAGCUGGGUUUUACAUCAAACGUGUAUGUGUAUAGCGCAGUUGUCUACAUGUAUUCCAAAUGUGGUGACAUCCAGAGUGCGCAGAAAAUAUUCGACGAAAUGCCAGAGAGAAACGUUGUCACGUGGAACUCGCUUAUUUCUGGCUAUUUGGAUGCUAAUUUCCCGAAAGUGGCUGUUCAAUUAUUUGUUGAGAUGCUCCGACAGGAAAAUUCAGUUACGCCAUUCAGCCUUUCUAGUUGUCUGGUCAGCUGUUCACAAUUGGAGCACAGGGACCUCGGAGAGCAGCUUCAUGCAAUAAGUUUGAAAGCGGGGUUUGGCAAUCAUGUUGUCGUGGGGACCGGUCUGAUUGAUAUGUACUCAAAGUCUUGUAGCGUUGGCCUGUCAAAGUUGGUGUUCGACCGUAUAGCGGAUAAGAACCUGAUUACUUGGACAUCCAUGGUUACUGCUUAUUCACAGAAUGAAGAACCUUGUGAAGCAAUGGUGUUAGUCAGAGAGAUGAUUCAAUUGGGUUUGAAAUUGAAUGGUGUGACGUUUAACAGUUUACUGAGUUCAUUUUCUACUCCAGAUCACUUAGAGUGCUGCAAGCAAGUUCAUUGCUGUAUAAUUCGUCAAGGUUUAGAGUCUAAUGAGUAUAUUACAGCAACACUUGUGACUGUCUAUUCGAAAUGUAGUCGUAGCCUGGAAGAAUUCGUAAAGGCAUGCUCUGGUGUUGCAAUUUGGGACCAGGUAUCUUGGAAUGCCGUGAUUGCUGGCUACUGCAAUCUAGAAUGUGAAAAGGAAGCUUUCAGAUGUUUCUGUGAAAUGAGGCAGACUGGGACUGAUGGUGACUUCUAUACAUUUACUAGUUUGGUGGGAGUGAUUGGGAGUAGUUCUUUCCUCGAAGAGGGAAGAGAGGUUCAUGCUCUCAUUUCCAAGACUAGGUAUGCUUCAAGUUUGCAUGUGCAGAAUGGGCUUGUUUCCAUGUAUGCAAGAUGUGGUGCUAUUGACGAAUCCAAAAGAAUAUUCUGGUCGAUGCCAAAACAUGAUGUCGUGUCAUGGAACUCGCUUCUAACAGCAUGUGCACAUCACGGAUAUGAUCAGGGACUCGAGUACUUCGAUUUGUUAAAAAGUGAUGCUUCAGUUGGUCCCCCUACAUUAGAGCAUUAUGCUAACGUUGUUGAUGUUUUUGGUCGAGCUGGAUACAUAAAAGAAGCAGAAACUUUUGUCAGCAACAUACCAAUAAAACCUGGCCCCACAGUCUACAAGGCUCUGCUUAGUGCGUCUUUAGUACAUGGUAAUAUGGAAGUUGCAGAGCGUUCUGCCAGAAAGCUUGUAGAUCUGUGGCCAAAUGAUAGUGCAACAUACAUCAUGCUAUCAAAUAUGUUGAAAACAAGUGAUAAUUGGGAUGAUGCAGUAGUUGUGCGCAAACUGAUCUGUGACAGAGGCAUGAAGAAAAUACCUGGUUGUAGUUGGAGUUGA